Molecule: messenger RNA, 1589 nt
Organism: Trichoderma atroviride IMI 206040
Lineage: Eukaryota; Fungi; Ascomycota; Sordariomycetes; Hypocreales; Hypocreaceae
Biological process (GO): fatty acid beta-oxidation; ergosterol biosynthetic process
Cellular component (GO): mitochondrion
Molecular function (GO): acetyl-CoA C-acetyltransferase activity
Source: RefSeq, a predicted model, not a curated record
GCUGCUGCUAAUCUAAUCUGUUGGGCAGCACCACUAGUGGUACAUAUAUAUACCCCUUGGACCUCUCCAUCUUUCUUACUCUCUUACCUCUCCAUACCUAAUCCACCCCUUUUCUUCAUUCCUCUUCUUUCCAUCCUCUCAGUCUUCCAAACAACACCGUCAAGAUGUCUGGCCUUCCUCCCGUUUACAUCGUCUCUGCCGCCAGAACCCCCGUUGGUUCUUUCUUGGGCUCUCUGUCCGGCCUGACUGCCACCCAGCUCGGUUCUGCCGCUAUCAAGGGAGCCGUUGAGCGCUCUGGCAUCAAGCCCGAAGAUGUCGAAGAGGUCUUCUUUGGCAAUGUCCUCUCUGCCAACUUGGGUCAGGCUCCUGCUCGUCAGGCCGCCCUCGGCGCUGGCCUCUCCAAGAACGUCAUUACCACCACUGUCAACAAAGUCUGCGCUUCAUCCCUAAAGGCGGUCAUUAUUGGUGCCCAAAACAUCAUGCUUGGCAUCAACGACAUUGUGGUUGCUGCCGGCUCUGAGUCCAUGUCCAACACUCCCCACUACCUGCCCAACAUGCGCACCGGCGCCAAGUACGGUGACCAGACUCUCGUCGAGGGUGUCCUGAAGGACGGUCUCAUCGAUUCCUUCAAGAAGGAGCACAUGGGUCUUCAGGCCGAGCUCUGCGCUGAUGAGCACAAGCUCAGCCGCGAGGCCCAGGACGAAUAUGCCAUCAACACCUACAAGAAGGCUCAGGCUGCCACCGAGGCCGGCCUCUUCAAGGAGAUUGUUCCUGUCGAGGUUCCUGGCGGCCGUGGCAAGCCUAAUGUCACCAUUGACCGAGACGACGAGGUCAAGAACCUCAACGAGGCCAAGCUCAAGGCUAUACGCCCGGCUUUCAAGACUGACGGCACCGGUACCGUCACUGCCCCCAACGCCGCUCCCUUGAACGACGGUGCUGCCGCUGUCGUUCUGGUCUCCGAGCGUAAGCUCAAGGAGCUCGGCCUCAAGCCCAUUGCCAAGAUUCUCGGCUGGGGUGACGCAGAGCGCGAGUCUGAGCGAUUCACCAUUGCUCCCGCUGCUGCCAUCCCCAAGGCCAUCAAGCAUGCUGGUCUGACCGCCGAUGAUAUCGAUUACUACGAGAUCAACGAGGCCUUCUCCGUCGUUGCCCUCGCCAACAUUCAGCUCCUCAACCUCAACCCUGAGAAAGUCAACGUCUAUGGCGGCUCAGUUGCCAUCGGCCACCCUCUGGGUGCCUCCGGUGCCCGUAUCCUCUCUACCCUGACCUCAGUUCUGGCAGAGAAGAAGGGCAAGAUUGGCGUUGCCGGUAUCUGCAACGGCGGCGGUGGUGCCUCUGCCCUGGUCAUCGAGAACCUGCAGUGACUGCCCACCUCUGAACCAGCCUCUCAUCCAGAGGCAUCAAAAUUAUAAGAAAACAAAAUACCAUUAUGAAUAUAUGAGCUGAAUAAUAAAAGCGAGAUAGAAGAGCUUGGAGGAAGCAUAUACAUUUAGGGACCAGCGAUAUAUACUGCCAUACAUAAAAGAAGGCUGAGCCAUAGUUGGAUAAUAGGCUAGGGAUAUAAAAUAUAAUAAAAAGUAACAUUUAAUCUU